CGGCGCCGGGGGCGUGGCCAAAGUCCCCCCAACCACUCGCUCGCCUGUUUGUGUAAGUGAGUGAGUGAAGAGAGCGGUGCUUUGGGGCCGCUGGUCCUGUUUCGGCGACUAUGGCUCACCGCUGCCUGUGGCUGUCGCGAGGCUGCUGCCGGCGUUCCCCCGGCGGGAUCCCCGGGGCCGCCCAGCGGCUGCUUUGGGGCCGAGGCCCCGCAGCGCCUUCGCGCUACCUGAGAUUGCUUCAUGACCAUGUGGCCACACAAGUUCCUACAAACAGAAGCAAUGUCCUUGCAAGUGUAAUUGCUGUUUACAGGAAGCUCUUCUCCCAACCUCCAAAAGGUUUUGAAAAAUAUUUCCCUGAUGAAAAGAAACCUAAUGAAACAAAGGGCUCAGAAGGAGAAACUAAAGAUGUAAAGCAAGCCAACUCCCAGCGCCCUUCCAGAACCAACAGUGGAGGAGGAGGAGGAAGCAGUGGAGGAGGAGGGAAAAAAGGUGGCAAGAAAGAAGAUACUAACUGGUGGUCCAGAAUGCAAAAGGGUGACUUUCCCUGGGAUGACAAAGAGUUCCGUUUUUAUUUCAUGGGCACUGCAAUUUUCUGGGCUUUUGCUACAUACUACGUUUUCUUCAGGAAUGCUGGGAGAGAAAUCACAUGGAAAGACUUUGCCAACAACUACCUUUCCAAAGGAGUGGUGGACAAGCUGGAAGUGGUGAACAAACGCUUUGUUAGAGUGGUUUUCACCCCAGGGAAGUCGCCAAUUGAUGGGCAAUAUGUUUGGUUUAAUAUUGGAAGUGUGGACACAUUUGAGCGGAAUUUGGAAACUGCACAGCUUGAGAUGGGGAUAGAAGGGGAGAGCCGGAUACCUGUAGUGUAUGCAGCAGAGAGUGAUGGUUCCUUUCUUCUGAGUAUGUUGCCAACGGUCCUUAUAGUUGGCUUUCUGCUCUACACGUUAAGAAGAGGACCUUCUGGAAUGGGCCGAACAGGACGGGGAAUGGGAGGACUCUUCAGUGUGGGUGAAACAACAGCCAAAGUCUUGAAGGAUGAAAUAGAUGUGAAGUUCAAAGAUGUAGCUGGCUGUGAGGAGGCUAAAUUAGAAAUAAUGGAGUUCGUCAACUUUCUGAAAAACCCAAAACAGUACGAGAAUCUUGGAGCAAAGAUCCCAAAGGGAGCUAUUUUGACAGGACCUCCAGGCACAGGGAAAACUCUUCUAGCAAAAGCAACAGCCGGAGAGGCCAACGUCCCUUUCAUUACAGUCAAUGGGUCUGAGUUCUUAGAGAUGUUUGUCGGCGUGGGUCCUGCUAGAGUUCGUGACUUAUUUGUUCUGGCUCGUAAAAAUGCCCCUUGCAUUCUCUUCAUUGACGAAAUAGAUGCAGUGGGAAGGAAGAGAGGACGGGGUAACUUUGGAGGGCAAAGUGAACAAGAAAACACACUGAAUCAGCUGCUAGUAGAAAUGGAUGGUUUUAAUACCACAACAAACGUAGUUAUUUUGGCAGGCACGAACAGGCCAGAUAUCCUGGACCCUGCACUUAUGAGGCCAGGACGUUUUGAUAGACAGAUCUUCAUUGGGCCGCCAGAUAUAAAGGGAAGAGCAUCUAUUUUCAAAGUUCAUCUUAGGCCCUUGAAGUUGGAUAGCAGCUUGAAUAGAGAUAAUUUAGCACGAAAACUUGCAUCACUUACUCCUGGAUUUUCAGGUGCGGACAUAGCUAAUGUAUGCAAUGAAGCUGCCUUAAUUGCUGCACGACAUCUUUCAGAUGCCAUAAACCAAAAACACUUUGAGCAAGCAAUUGAACGAGUGAUAGGAGGUUUGGAAAAGAAGACACAAGUAUUGCAACCAGAGGAGAAAAAGACAGUAGCGUAUCAUGAAGCUGGCCACGCAGUUGCUGGGUGGUUUUUGGAACAUGCUGAUCCACUUUUGAAGGUAUCUAUCAUUCCUCGUGGCAAAGGACUGGGUUAUGCUCAGUACUUGCCGAAAGAGCAGUAUCUUUACACCAAAGAGCAGCUGCUGGACAGGAUGUGCAUGACUCUGGGUGGGCGUGUGUCAGAACAAAUCUUCUUUGGAAGAAUCACAACAGGGGCCCAAGAUGAUCUAAGGAAAGUUACUCAGAGUGCAUAUGCUCAGAUUGUUCAGUUUGGAAUGAAUGAAAAAGUUGGGCAAAUUUCAUUUGAGCUUCCUCGGCAAGGAGACAUGGUAUUAGAAAAACCAUAUAGUGAGGCAACUGCAAGACUGAUAGAUGAAGAGGUGCGAGUGCUUAUUAAUUCAGCUUACGAACGGACAUUGUCUCUCCUAAAUGAGAAGAAGGCAGAGGUGGAAAAGGUUGCUUUACAACUCCUAGAAAAGGAGGUUUUGGAUAAAAGUGAUAUGAUUGAAAUGCUUGGCCCCAGACCAUUUGCUGAAAAAUCUACUUACGAAGAGUUUGUUGAAGGCACAGGCAGUUUAGACGAAGACACAUCACUUCCAGAAGGCCUUAAAGACUGGAACAAAGAUCGUGAGAAGGAGAAAGAGGAGACGACAGAUGAGCAGAUUGCCAGACAGAUUACAGGAGACAUGCCUUUUUAGUGUUGAAAUAUGGUGUUGUAUAAACUGGCACAGUGCAUGUGUUGCACACUGAAAGAAAAUGAGGGAACAUGUCAGAGUCUAGUCUUCAAGAAUCCUCAGUUGGAAAGAAGCAAGCCUGCAGCAGUGGUAGAGCCAGGAAAGGUUGUAUUUGACAGAGGAGGAUUCAAAUUCUAGUAGGUCCUGCUUCCUAAAAAUCUGCACAAAAAAUGUGGAGACCUUGCAGCUUAUGGAUCUGGACUGAGUCCCCUUCUUUCAACUUUUUAGAUCCAUAUCCGAGUUGUGCAACUCUUGCCCAUCACCAGAUACAUUUAAGAGGACCUAGAUUAAUGUACUGUCAUGGAUAACGGGGGGAAAUCAUCUGCCUGUCUUUAAGUGGCCUCCAUCAAAUGCAAGUUGUUAGCACACAAUAAAUGCGUUGCUGGUGCUUACCAGGAGUCAAAGUAAUUUAUGACAAUACUUCUUCUAUUCUGCAGAAACAUCUACUUAUCACCCAACUCUAUAAAUUUAUUUCUGCCUUUCCAUUUGUUAAACAAAGCUGUGCUGGUGUCCAUCGUGAAAUUUGAAGCCUGCUAAAGAGCUUUUCCAAUAGAAUUUUGGGUCCGAGGCUGGAAUAAUGUGUAAAGUCUAAAUUAUAUUAUUGCUGUUUUAAUAAAGGUUUCUUUUUUUACUGGCAGUUGUACAGUAUUGAACAUAUGAUUGUAUUGUAUUUUGUAAAUACAGUUUGGAAACAUUAAAGAAAAUUGGCACACUGGACUUCAUGAAGAAAUUCUCCAGUCAAGAGAGGCUAUAAAUAAAAGCGUUCUGUGGUAAAA
Molecule: messenger RNA, 3364 nt
Organism: Podarcis muralis (Common wall lizard)
Lineage: Eukaryota; Metazoa; Chordata; Lepidosauria; Squamata; Lacertidae
Gene: AFG3L2
Product: AFG3 like matrix AAA peptidase subunit 2
Biological process (GO): mitochondrial protein processing
Cellular component (GO): membrane; m-AAA complex
Molecular function (GO): ATP binding; ATP-dependent peptidase activity; metalloendopeptidase activity
Source: RefSeq, a predicted model, not a curated record